AACAGCAGCGAAACCGAGGAGAGGGGCUGGGUGAUGAUCAUUGCAGCUAACAUUUUUUGAGUUUUAACGAUGUGCCAGGGCCCACUCUGUGUUAUGUGCAUUUCAUUUUAAUCAUCUGAACAACUGUACCGCCUGCAUCUGGAAGUGAGGAAACGGGCACAGAGAGGUCAGAUUUCACAGAGAUGAUGAGAGCCCUGGGAUACCCUCGACAUAUUUCUAUGGAAAAUUUCCGUACACCCAAUUUUGGACUUGUAUCUGAAGUGCUUCUCUGGCUUGUGAAAAGGUAUGAGCCCCAGACUGACAUCCCGCCUGACGUGGACACUGAACAGGACCGAGUUUUCUUCAUUAAGGCAAUUGCCCAGUUCAUGGCCACCAAGGCACAUAUAAAACUCAACACUAAGAAGCUUUAUCAAGCAGAUGGGUAUGCAGUAAAAGAGCUGUUGAAGAUCACAUCUGUCCUUUAUAAUGCUAUGAAGACCAAGGGGAUGGAGGGCUCUGAAAUAGUAGAGGAAGAUGUCAACAAAUUCAAGUUUGAUCUUGGCUCAAAGAUUGCAGAUUUGAAGGCAGCCAGGCAGCUUGCGUCUGAAAUCACCUCCAAAGGAGCAUCUCUGUAUGACUUGCUUGGCGUGGAAGUAGAGUUGAGGGAAAUGAGAACAGAAGCCAUUGCCAGACCUCUGGAAAUAAAUGAGACUGAAAAAGUGAUGAGAAUUGCAAUAAAAGAGAUUUUGACACAGGUUCAGAAGACUAAAGACCUGCUCAAUAAUGUGGCCUCUGAUGAAGCUAAUUUAGAAGCCAAAAUUGAAAAGAGAAAAUUAGAACUGGAAAGAAAUCGGAAGCGACUAGAGACUCUGCAGAGUGUCAGGCCAUGUUUUAUGGAUGAGUAUGAGAAGACUGAGGAAGAAUUACAAAAGCAGUAUGACAUUUAUCUGGAGAAAUUUCAAAAUCUCACUUACCUGGAGCAGCAGCUUGAAGAGCAUCAUAGGAUGGAGCAAGAAAGGUUUGAGGAAGCUAAAAACACUCUCUGCCUGAUACAGAACAAGCUCAAGGAGGAAGAGAAGCGCCUGCUGAAGAGUGGAAGUAACGAUGACUCGGACGUAGACAUCCAGGAGGAUGACGAAUCCGACAGUGAGUUGGAAGAAAGGCGGCUGCCCAAGCCGCGGACAGCCAUGGAGGUGCUCAUGCAAGGAAGACCCGGCAAACGCAUUGUGGGCACGAUGCAAGGUGGAGACUCCGAUGACAAUAUGGAAGCAGCACCAGCUCUCUUAGGUAAAUGCAAGACUUCCAACUCCAAGAAGCAGGAGGACUCGGAGGAGAGUGAAAUCGACAUGGAAGAUGAUGAUGAUGAUGAGGAUGAUGAUUUGGAAGAUGAGAGCAUUUCUCUCUCACCAACCAAGCCCAAUCGAAGGGUCCGGAAACCUGAACCCCUGGAUGAGAGUGACAAUGACUUCUGACCCUCUUGCCAAGGGACCCUGGCAGAUUAAAACCCUCAGACUUGUAGGUAAAUGGGAACUUAGAAGGUUAGGAAGGUAACACCUGUUUUGUUCACUAAGCUGGCUGGACUCAUGAUUACUGAAGCAAUACUUAUUUCUGCUUCAGCCUCCUAUGUUUGCAUUCCAUGAAGCUUAAAUAAGAAUUGAAACAAAUCCCUAAGAUUUUUUUUUUCACCUUAUUUAUCUCCUAAAACUUGAGGAAUGCAUGUGUUCUUAGUGAUUCACGUCCACGGGACAAAAUCUCAAGGAGAAAUAAGAGCUGACGCCACACAAGUCUUGGCUGCUUUUUUACUAUACAUUUUCUCCGAGAGUCCAGCAGAGUUGAGGCUAGAACUUGGCACUGGGGACUCAUGUUCGGAAUCAUAGGGGGACAUCUGGCUGUUAAUCACUUGCACAGUUGAGAACAUUUCCUGUGCUUCGGCUUUUAAUUCUAGCCCUUAUUUCAUUUUGUCAUCUUUCUUUCUUCUGCAUGUUCACAAUACCAGACAUUAAAUGUAUUUUAAUUACUACAAUUUUCUGAAAGAAGCUUAGCUAAAGUUAAAUGAAAACUGGGUUUCCUUGAAAAUCAGGCGAUAGAGACAGGCUCCAGAUGAGGAAUCCUCCAUUUUCUUUCCAAAGCUGACAUUCCUCUGGGAGUCAAGUUCACCUGGGAUUACAGCCACCUUCAUGUUUCCACGGCUGGUACUAAAUUUGGAAACUCUGGUGACCUGAGCUGCCCUCUUGGAGACUCCAGACUCCCAUGGCAAUGACAGCCGGGACACUCUCCUUCCCUCCAGCCAGAGUUUCUCUAAAGGAGCUUUGUUUUGUCUAAAGUGUGGAAAGAUAUAGUGCACAACACAGGGACAAAUAGGUUUCCUGCAGCUCGCUACCUAAGUGUUUCUGUAGGGGAAGGAGCCUAUUAAGAAAAAGGUGUUGGUACAGAUUCAUGUUUCUGACUUAAAAAAACAACACAGGAUUGAAUUAGGUAGAGUAGUAGCACUAGAAGAUUUUUUCUGUUGUGAAAUUAGAAGUGGAGUUGGUUUUUUUUCUUUUUUCUUCUUCUUUUUUUUUUAAUAUGAAAAGUACUUAGCUGGACAUGGUGGCAAGCGCCUGUGGGCCCAGCUACUCAGGAGGCCAAGGUGGGAGGAUCACUUGAGCCCAGGAGUUUUAGACUAGCCUGGACAACUAAGUGAGACUCCAUCUCUACAAAAAAUUUAAAAAUUAGCCGGAUGUGGAGGGGCAUGCCUGUGGUCCCAGCUAUUCAGGAGGCUGAGGCAGGAGAAUCACUUGAGACCAGGAGGUCGAGGCUGCACUGAGCUGUGAUUGUGCCACUGCACUCCAGCCUGGGUGACAGAGUGAGACCCUAUCUUAAAAAAAAAGAAAAAGAAGGCUGGGCACGGUGGCUCACGCCUGUAAUCCCAGCACUUUGGGAGGCCGAGGCAGGCAGAUCGUGAGGUCAGGAGAUGGAGACCGUCCUGGCUAACAUGGUGAAACCUCGUCUCUACUAAAAAUACAAAAAGUUAGCUGGGCUUGGCGGCGGGCACCUGUAGUCCCAGCUACUUGGGAGGCUGAGGCAGGCGAAUGGUGUGAACCCGGGAGGCGGAGCUUGCAGUGAGCCGAGAUCAUGCCACUGCACUCCAGCCUGGGCGACUGAGCAAGACUCCGUCUCAAAAAAAAAAAUAAAAGCACACUGCUUGUAAAAAGCAUACAGUAGGCCAGCGCCUGUAAUCCUAGCACUUUGAGAGGCCAAGACGAGUGAAUCACCUGAGGUUAGGGGUUUGAGACCAGCCUGACCAACGUGGCAAAACCCCAUCUCUACUAAAAAUACAAAAAUCAGCCAGGCGUGGUAGCACAUGCCUGUAACCCCAGCUACUGGGGAGGCUGAGGCAGGAGAAUCACUUGAACCUAGGAGGUGGAGGUUGCAGUGACCCAAGAUCACACCGUUGCACUCCAGCCUGGGCAACAGAGUGAGACUCCAUCUCAAAAAAAAAAAAAAAAAAAAAAAAAAGCAUACAGUAAAUUAAAAAGAAAAGCACAAAACAGUUUUCACUUAUUUUUACAAUUAAAAAGUCAGAAGACUUCUGAAGUUACUUUUAAUAAAUGUUUUUAACACCAUAUUUCAUAUUAUUAAAUAGGUUUUACUUAAAAGCAUAAUUAUUUUAUUUGUACCUGUCAGAUAUAAAUACUUAUUCAGGAGUUCACAAGUAUGAAAAGAUACACAUAAAUUUUAGGAACUUUCGACAAUUAUUUCUGUCAUUUUUGCUUUUUUCUCUUUCUUUUCAUAAAUUUUAUGUAUAAGAUUACCCCUUUAAAAAAAAAAAAAAAAAAAGGCCAGCAUUCAGUGAAUUCACCAGUAAUUUGAAAUGCACCAUAUUGUAAACGAUCUGCUGACAGGGAAGCCAGCGUGUUGGAGCCAUGCCAGCCACCUCAGACGCCGUGGUUCCAAGACGCAGAAGAGUCACUGCACCUUUUGGAUGUUACGGAUUUGGUUUGCCUGAAUGUGACUUGACUUCUGUUUUGAAAAAACAUACAAAUAGAGUUCUGUUUUCCUUA
Messenger RNA from Macaca mulatta (Rhesus monkey), 4022 nucleotides. The record is from RefSeq and is a predicted model, not a curated record. Lineage: Eukaryota; Metazoa; Chordata; Mammalia; Primates; Cercopithecidae.